UACUAGCUAGGGUAACAUAGAGGUAGAGGGAAGCUGUGAACUUAGUGUUAAAAUACGGUGCGUGUUAAGCUUUCUAAUUACAGCUUACAUAAACAUCUUUUAUAAUCUUUUCAGGCCUGACGAGAGUUUUCUGUUGCGAGUUAACUUUUAGUUUCUGCCGAUGACUUUAAAAGAAACGUGUCAUUUGUUUGCAUUUGUCAGUUUGUUAAAUGACAUGUAGAGUAACGCUCACUCAAAAGGACAGUUUCUUUGACUGUGAACAGAAAGCUGUUUUUAAAAAACUUUUUUUUACAUGAAUAAUAGUCGUGAAGAUCGACGCUUUAGUUCUCCCUUAUCAGCAUGUCUUACUUGGAGUGGGCUGAGUCUCAGCUUGCGGAGAUAGAGCUGCUGACCAGCAUGUUUCCCACCCGGGAGGAGCUGGAGCUCACAGACCAGCUGGCACUAGCUGAGCUGAGGGACUAUGUGGAGGGCUGAGCUUCAGCAGACACCCCUCCUCCCUCCAGACCACAGUUUCUCAUCAAACAGAAGGUGGACACUGCGAGCAUGGCGAUGACGGAUGUCAUUCUGUCUUGUGCUUAUCCAUCUGAAUAUCCCAGUGUAUUACCAGAGAUCACAGUCAGGUGUGCUGUUCUCAGCAGGGCACAGCAGACACAGCUCCACGCAGAUCUCAAUGCAUACCUUAUGGAAAACUGCCAGGGGGAGGUAUGUGUGCUCUCUGCUGUGGACUGGGUGAAAGACAACCUGCAGCUCUUCAUUAAUAAAAGCUUAUCAGCAGCACCAGCUCCUAAGAAAGAGUCUUCUUCUCCACGGCCAGAGGAAGUGUUCAGCCGACUGUGGAUCUACAGUCACCACAUUUACAACAAGACAAAGAGGAAGAAUAUUUUGGAGUGGUCCAAGGAGCUGGGCCUGUCUGGAUUUAGCAUGCCAGGGAAGCCCGGUAUUGUGUGUGUGGAAGGCCCUCAGUCUGCCUGUGAGGAGUUCUGGUCCAGAGUGAAGGUUCUGACAUGGAAGAAGAUCAUGAUUCGACAUAGAGAGGAUAUUCCCCUUGAUCAUCAGGGCGAGGACAGCAGGACUGUUGAAAGUAUAGACUCUCUGCGCAAAUUCACAGGCUUUGAAGAAGCAAUGUUUGACCCCCAUGGGAACAGAGGUAAUCACAUGGACCUUGGGCAGCUCUACCAGUUUUUAAAUGAGAAAGGCUGUUGUGAGGUCUUUCAGAUAUAUUUUGGCAUUGAAGGGAGGUAGUGGUCAGAGCUACAGAGUGCCUUGUCAAUGAAAUAAAUUCGCCCAAAAAUGAGUCUUGUGCAUUCAUUUCUGUUUCAGUUGUUUUCUUUGUUACACAUGCAAGCACACAAAUGGAUUGUGGGCGCAUGGCCACAUGUGCCUGAUAAACUGAAAUAAAUGAACCACCUUUUUAUGGAAGUUG
Molecule: messenger RNA, 1423 nt
Organism: Toxotes jaculatrix (banded archerfish)
Lineage: Eukaryota; Metazoa; Chordata; Actinopteri; Toxotidae
Gene: rwdd2b
Product: RWD domain containing 2B
Exons: 4
Molecular function (GO): protein binding
Source: RefSeq, a predicted model, not a curated record